AAAUGUGAAAAAUGAGUAGCCACGGUAUUAUGGAACGUUUUUAGUGGUGAAAAUGUGAGACCACUCAUAUGAACAGGCUCGACACAAAAUUUUUAAGCGAAAUGGUGAAGCAUAUAAGAGAAGAUAGAAAAAUAAACGCCGUGAACGCCAUCUUCCACCAAUCAGACCGAGUAACCACACCAUGAACUCGGAGUAGAGAUAAGAUAAACAAUAUUACAUAUUUACGGUUUAGAAGAUAUGCCGUCAGAUAGCAAAUAAUUGAGUUAGGUUAUGUGAUGUCGGAUGUAGUAAAGUAUAUAACCAUGUGAAAUGGCAGGGCUGGCACACGUUUAUUGUACUUUGUUAUUAACAUUAAUGUUUUCUACGGGAUUUGGAGCAGAUUAUGUUUAUGAAAUUGACUGCAGCAAGUUACGGAUGGGACAGUACGUUUGCCCACAUCCUGAUUACGAUUUCAUUGAUCCCAAAACUCAACAAAUCAAGGGGUGCACGAAAGAAAACAAAGCUAAAGUAUUGUGUCAGACAGCAGAUGGGUUAAUUUGUACUGAAACUAAAAACAAUACCUUUAAAAAGGAAGUUCCCUGCAAAUGGACUAAUGGAUAUUCCUUUGAGACGUCUUUACUCCUCUCGAUAUUUCUUGGAAUGUUCGGAGCUGACAGGUUUUAUCUUGGAUACCCUGCACUUGGCUUACUAAAGCUCAGCACGUUAGGAUUUUUAUUUCUAGGGCAAUUGUGCGAUGUAAUAUUAAUAGCAACGCAAAUUGUUGGGCCCGCAGAUGGGUCGCACUAUGUUAUACCCUUUUACAGUGGAGGUAUCAGCAUUAUCAAAAGUGAUAACUUCACCUAUAGAGUACCACAGCCCGAUUGGUGAAACUUCAUAACAACCCUGUUUUCUUAUAAUAAUUAUGUUUAAAUUGUAUAAUAUAUGUACAAAUGAAGAGUGGAAAACAAGUGUUCUCUUUAUGGUCAUCUGAUUGGUGACGUAUUACGAUAUUUAAAAUAUGAAUCUAUUUCUUGUGCCUACGUGUGAAUGUUUUAUUACUGAAAGCAAUUGUUAAAAUAAUAAAUAUUAAGAAACGUU
Messenger RNA from Orussus abietinus, 1077 nucleotides. RefSeq names its product TM2 domain-containing protein CG10795 (gene bisc). Lineage: Eukaryota; Metazoa; Arthropoda; Insecta; Hymenoptera; Orussidae. The record is from RefSeq and is a predicted model, not a curated record. The transcript has 3 exons. The coding region runs from base 310 to 867 and encodes 185 amino acids.